GAAAAAGAGUUGCAGGAACAAGAAGGACGAAGAAGAGAAACUAGAAAAUCCUUUUAAACGCAGGAAUUUUUGUUAUUUUAAAUGGCCUGAAAAUGACGGCACUCAUUGGUGUUUUGCGAACAAACUAGUGUAAUCCGCUUUGCAGUUGCUGAAAAGUUUAUAAAAUGCAGUGGAAAACCCGUGCACCUGUGUGUUGUAAUUAGAUUAAGCUGCAAAUAGAAGAACGGAGCGCACCACUUCCACCAAUCCGCUGGUGGCUGGCCAGAUCAACAACACCGUCAAACUGAAGCACCAUCCUAUGAGCAUGAACAAAAUCCUGCUGGUGCUGAUCAUUGCCAGUGGGUUCCUGCUGAUAAUCUACGCCAACAGUAGCAUCUUCAAUCGGCGGAAUAUUCUGAUGAUUUUUCAAAAGACUGACGGUUUUGAUGGUGCCGAUCAUCCGGAAGUGUUAGAUAACAGUCUGCUGGCGGGGGGUGGUGGAACGGCGGCCAAGGUGGCUCACCUGAUAGGGGGUGACGGUGGCGUUGCACGGUUCGGGGAACUGAAAAGGGUCAAGUACGUCCCGAAGGAGAACAAUGCCACCGAGUAUAAUAUCUUUGUGAUCUACACGAAGGAAAGCCAGAACUCCAACCUGAGGGACAAGUUCGAGCUGUUCCUGAAGAGCUUGCUCAAGUAUGCCACCAUCCCGAUCCAUCUGCACGUGAUUACGGACGAGCAGAGCGAAACGUCGGCGGAGGAGCUGAUCCGGGAGCAGAUUGCCCACUACCGGAAGGUGGUGUUCUACACGCUGUACGACGUGAAGGACUGUGCGGAGAAGACGAGCGACAUUGUGAAGAAUAUGCUUCCGUUGUUCAACUAUAAGACGGGAAGCUACUACAGCGACGCCCUGUUCCUAAUCUCGCUCGGACUGCACCGGAUCGUCGACGUAAACAUGAAACGGGCGAUAAUCAUCGACUGCGACGUGGUGUUCCGUUCGUCUGUCAAGGAUCUAUUCGACGAGUUCGAUCGGUUCGGUUCGGAGCACCUGUUCGGCCUAGCACCGGAACUGACCCCGGUGUACUUGCACAUCCUGUUCAAGUACCGAGCCCAAAAUCAACACACCCUGUUUGGAACACCAUACUACAUGAACAAAACAGCAAUCGGCAAUUCCGUGGGUGGUUUCUUCAGUCGAACGGCGAAGAAAACCAAGCACGGCUAUCCGGGGCUGAACUCAGGGGUCGUCAUGCUCCGGCUGGAUCGCAUCCGGCAGUCUCGGCUGUACGCGGAAAUCAUCAAACAGGAAUCGGUCAAGAACAUGGUGGAGAAGUACUCGUUUAAGGGUCACCUUGGCGAUCAGGACUUCUACACGCUGAUGGGAUUUGAGUUCCCCGGGUUGAUCUACCGGCUGGACUGCGUCUGGAAUCGCCAGCUGUGCACCUGGUGGAAAGAGAACGGCUACGGUAAGGUAUUCGACAGUUACUUCCACUGCGAAGGGACGAUCAAGUUGUACCACGGGAACUGCAACACCCGAGUGCCGGAGUAGGUUGGGGUGGUGGCGGUGGUGGUCCUCUCUUGCCAUAUCUUCGUAGGGAUUUUUUGUUGGCCUAAAUCUACUCUAUCUCUCUCGCUCUCUAAACCCAUUCAUAUCCUAUCGUUCACCCACUUUCAUCCUCUCCAUAAAUCUAAUGUUUACGAAACGGCAAUACGAAUCACGUACUCUAAAAACGCUUCCAGAGCUAUAUAAGGUUAGAUAUCUCUUUUAAAGUUUCCCCUUUUCCGUUUCUUUAAAAAGGCAAAAACAUUCCAUUUUUGUGAUCUCAUUUUAUAAAAAUGAUCUUUUAUUUUAAUUUUUAACACAUUAACAUAUUAGGUGUAAGCAAUACUAAUUUUAAACACACACAUACACUGCCGGUAUACGCAUAACUGUCCAUAAGAAUACAGUAAAAGCAUAGUUGAUUUUCGCAACAGAUGUCGCUAGUAAAAACUGAUGAUUUUUACGAAAUUAGAACCUGUUGGUACAAGUGGUAGCAUUUAUUUUUGAUCGAAGUGACCUACCAAAUUUUAGUUUUCUGCUUUCGCUUCUAAAAUCGCUAUUUUCGGAGAAAAAAAAUCAUAUCUCCAUUCAUAAUGUUUUUGAAUAACUGGUAGGUGGCGUCAUGCUGUCAGUAAUUGUGAGAUCAAAACUGGCAGCUUGCAUUAAUCCAUUGCAAAGCAUUUGGUAAAAUUAUGCGUAUAACGACAGGACUAGCGUUCCAAGAAAAGUUGUGCCACUUAAAUUUCAGUGAAUCUUUUAUGAAACAUAGAUGGCAGCACUAAUUACGGAACAAAAUCUACAUACACAGACAAACAAAUGUAACGCUUCAUUCCAUAAGAAUGCUGACGUUUUUAUGCAAUCCAUUUCACUUGCUUAGGUUCCCGAGGUUCCUGACGACCUACUUGCAGGAAGCCAUGUUCGAAGUGUUACGUAUGUUUGUCUUUGAGAUAAAGUGUACAAUUCUACUAAUUUCUAAACAACUGCUCACGGAGCAAUGUUUCAUCUUCCACUGUUUUGUUUGGUUCAAUGCAAUAUAGUUACGAAGGGAGGUCACGCGACUUUUCUUCGAAAACUAAUUCUCGAAACGUAAAACACCAGUUGCAAUUCUAUUGAUGCAAUUUAGUUAUCAUUGAUUUAAUGUCAAAACUAAAUCUAUUUCUCCGUUCUCUACCUAUGUAAGUGUUACUUAUUAUGAUUGAUUUUAUUAGAUUCUACGCGAACGAAUAUAUACAAACGUACGUGCGCAUAUAUAAUUUAGAGUUGAAAAAAGGAACAGCUCACGACAAAAUACGACAGUUGACGGCGGUAGUAGCAACUUUCCAGGAACAAUAAUUAUGCAUUUCAUUGAAAAGAGAAAAAAAAAAUGCCAUAAAUAGCAGACUAUAGUAUGUUGUUUCGACUGCUGAAAAAAAAAACAAUACUAGUGUGUUGAUAUGUAUAGAUGGCGAUAGCAACAGUUAAUUGACGGAAAACAACUUUAGAUUGAAGCAACCAAUAUAAUCGACUGCAAUUUUGAUUUCAUAGUGAGCGAUGAUAAAAAAAACAAAACAAUUACAAACAUAUAAACCGACGAAAUUAUAUGCUGAAGGAAUUGAAUACAGUUUUCUUUUUUGAAACUAGACAUUGAACAUA
Ochlerotatus camptorhynchus is the source of this 3145-nucleotide messenger RNA. RefSeq names its product Xyloside xylosyltransferase (gene Xxylt). Gene Ontology annotation, cellular component: endoplasmic reticulum membrane. NCBI's taxonomy places the organism in Eukaryota, Metazoa, Arthropoda, Insecta, Diptera, Culicidae. Gene Ontology annotation, biological process: protein O-linked glycosylation via N-acetylgalactosamine. Gene Ontology annotation, molecular function: xylosyl alpha-1,3-xylosyltransferase activity. The record is from RefSeq and is a predicted model, not a curated record. The transcript has 3 exons. Bases 299 to 1522 code for a protein of 407 amino acids.